Messenger RNA from Echinops telfairi (small Madagascar hedgehog), 225 nucleotides. RefSeq names its product BBSome-interacting protein 1-like. The coding region runs from base 1 to 225 and encodes 74 amino acids. Gene Ontology annotation, cellular component: BBSome. The record is from RefSeq and is a predicted model, not a curated record. Gene Ontology annotation, biological process: receptor localization to non-motile cilium; cilium assembly. The transcript has a single exon. NCBI's taxonomy places the organism in Eukaryota, Metazoa, Chordata, Mammalia, Afrosoricida, Tenrecidae.
AUGGCGGAAAUGAAGUCAAUGUUCCGGGAAGUUCUUCCAAAAGAAGGGCAGCUGUCUGUGGAAGAUAUAACCACAAUGGUGCUAUGUAAGCCCAAACUUUUACCCUUAAGACCUCUGACUCUGGAAAAACUGGAGAAAAUGCAGCAAGCAGCCCAGGAUACAGUUCACCAGCUAGCAUUGGUAGAAAAGGAAAAGCAGCAAAUAACACCCCGAAUGAUGACCUAG